Molecule: messenger RNA, 961 nt
Organism: Anastrepha obliqua
Lineage: Eukaryota; Metazoa; Arthropoda; Insecta; Diptera; Tephritidae
Product: armadillo repeat-containing protein 7
Exons: 4
Coding region: 2-910 (302 amino acids)
Molecular function (GO): protein binding
Source: RefSeq, a predicted model, not a curated record
GAUGAUUUAUUUCAUUUCACUAACUAAAAUGUUUUCUAGUCACUCACAUUUAAAAAGACGAACACCCGAAGGCGGAAUUCCACGUCCAGAUUAUAUCGAACACCUGGUGGAAGAGUAUCUCACCACUACCAACGUUGAGGCAAAGGAGCAAGUAACAGCCAAUUUAGCUAAUUUUGCUUAUGAUCCAAUCAAUUGGGAAUACCUAUGCGAAGCUGGUGCUUUGGAUGUAUUUGAGGACUGCAUUAAGAGUCCAAAUGAGCGGUUACAACUACACGCGCUUGCUGGUUUUUGCAAUAUGUGCUUAGAUACUACAUCGUUUAAGUUUAUUACUAAAUCUGAAGUUUUCGGCCCAAUCAACUUAUUAAUGCAGACUACAGAAACCACCGACAUAUACCUCAAUUGCAUUGCUCUUUUCUACCAGUUACUCACUGCAGACAUUUGCACGCAAAAAGAAAAAAGUUUAAUUGUCACCCCGCCCGUGUUGAGAACAAUUACGAAGCUGAAAAACCUAAGCCCUGAUCCGCGUCGCCUCAACAGUCAAAUAACAACGAAGUAUAAAGAGAUCAAGUUAGUUAAACGCUUCACCCAGCUCGAAUUAGACCAGUUUUCAUCAUUGACAGCCGAUAGCAAUCCCAUACAUAGUGUAGACACUCCAAUAUCCGAGCGUAAAGUACAUGGAGCUUUUCUCAAUGCAAUUGUGGCUGGCAUUAUUGGCACUCAGAUGCCCGGAGCGGGAACCAUUGUAUUAAGUCAAAAAUUUAACUUUCCGAAUGCAUGUCAUGUGGACGUAGAUACUUUCAUUUCGGUUCGUUUAGUUAAAGAGCGAAAAAUUUCGCUCGUAGAAUACGAGUGUCGCCAAGGCGAACAGAUCGUCUUCAUUGGUGAAGCUAAACUCUUAAUAAAACGAUAAAUAUUCCACAUAUAACUAAAAUAAACAUUUUUAUUUACAAAGAUAAACACG